GUGAAACAACUUGAAAUUAACAUUGAGAAAAUAAUAAUAUGUCACAAUGAUGCCGAGAACAGAGUGAGAUUGCUUGGUGUUCUAACAGGGAUAUUGUCCUCUACAUCUCUAACAUUUGGUGGAUUAUGUGUACAGUAGAUCAGUGAUAGAGAUAUUGGGAACUUUCAACUGGUAUUUCUCAGGAUGAUUCCACAUCUUUUCAUUGCUUCAAUAUGGUUGAUUAAAACUCAAGGACAAAAUGCAAACGCUUUAAGAAUACAAGAUACAUGCAGGCCUAAUAUUUUUAGUUUAAUAAACAGUGCACUAUACACAAGUGCUGUAGUCAUGUUGGUGGCUGGACUGCGCACCAUGGCUGGUAUGGGAAGCAUCUUCAGCAUUAUGAGCUCAGGAAGACUUGUACUAGUUGUUAUCCUUUCUCGGAUAUUUCUCAAGGAAUCACUAAACCUAAUCAAAAUAUGUGCAGUUGUUACCAGUAUAGCUGGAAUCAUAUCUGUGACUCAACCUAAUCUGAUUUUCAAAUACAUGCAAUCCAGUAUAUUGUUACAACCAUUUUGGACAUUGAAUUCAUCUUCAAUAACUGAAGAUCAAACUACAUAUGGCACUACAAACUUAAUCAUUGGCACACAUAUUGUACCAGAAAGCAUUCCACCAAUUUGGCAAGGAUAUAUUAUUGCCUUCAUCGAUUUAAUAAAUGUGAGCGCAAUGGCAAUUUCUACAAGCAUUUUAAUCAAGAAAACCACCUCAUCUCCAGAAAUGUUUUUCAGUAUGAGUGCUGUCGGGAUAUCCUUCACAGCUGUAGGAACAUGUUUUGAAGGCUUUAAGAGACCAAAUAACCUCCAUGAUGUCUUAUGUAUCAUUGGCUUCACAGUCGGGAGUAUUGGCUACAAUAUUGGAUACAUCAUCACCAUGAAAUUGUUACCAGCUUCAAUUGCUACUAUUAUCUUCACUUUCAAUAUAGUCCAAGGAAUACUUCUACAGUAAACCAUCUUCAAAAGUAGCUACAGCGGGCAUUCCAAUAUUUUAGAGCUACUAGGUUGUUGUUUGGUUAUUUUCAGUAUCUUCCUCAUACCUGUUCAACAAAUCUGUCUUGAUAAAAAUACAGACAAACAAACAACAUUACAGGAGAUUGUGCUACCUCUAAGCAAAGAUGUGGCUUUGAGAUAUAAGACUUUUAAAAUUUCCACAACUCAAAGACUAUAAGGCAAGGUGAACAUUGGCAUAUCCAUCCAAUAGGUAACUGAUAAAAAAAUGAUUGAGAAUUUCGUAUUUGAAUGAGAAACACACUUUACAUAACUUUGAAGUACAUAUAUGCACAAUUUGAAGAAAAAUCCAAUAAAAGGUUUCCUUGAAUAAUUUGAAUACUUAUCAACAUAUGUACAAACGGAGGAAAAACUGAUUUGUGGUUUUCCUGACGUUUUGAUGACAAAAAAGUGGGACUCCAAUAAUGCUCACUGGUACAAUUAUGUUGUCAUUUUAAUGAUACCACCAACAGUGUGACAAAAAUUAAGCUUGUAUUUGCAAAUGCAACUUAUAACAGCGGUCCGAUUUACCUGCUAUUUUAUGGGCAACUUAUCUAAAUAUAAAUUGUACCUGCCACUAUUCCAUUCAUAUCUAAAUUCGUUAGUCAUGAAAUAUUAGGUUAAUCCGAUAGCCGACAGGCAUUAGUUGCAUUCGUGAAUACAAGCUAGGCCAGAUGUGCUUGCAACAACAAUUACUGUAUUUACAUGUAUCUAUUGAUUGAAAUUCUAAAAUUUUAUGAAAAUAGGUUACAAAGAUUUAUACACCAAAGUUAAUAUGGGAGAAAAAAUUGACUUGAAAAAAUCUUUUUAUUCUCUCAUAUGUAAAAAAUAUAUUUCAUUAAUUAUUUGUAGCUCUUUUUUCAUAUUGAAC
Molecule: messenger RNA, 1890 nt
Organism: Owenia fusiformis
Lineage: Eukaryota; Metazoa; Annelida; Polychaeta; Sabellida; Oweniidae
Source: the annotation of a GenBank genome assembly